Rhizopus microsporus ATCC 52813 is the source of this 579-nucleotide messenger RNA. RefSeq lists its product as uncharacterized. The record is from RefSeq and is a predicted model, not a curated record. NCBI's taxonomy places the organism in Eukaryota, Fungi, Mucoromycota, Mucoromycetes, Mucorales, Rhizopodaceae. The transcript is spliced from 2 exons. The coding region runs from base 1 to 579 and encodes 192 amino acids.
AUGAUUCCAGCCGCACGUUUUUUAAGAUUUAUCAAGGACAUUGGACCUGAUCAACAACUUCCUUGCUUAAAGAAAAUUACAAUCGACGUUUUUGCCGCUGAACAUGCAGCCAUUACAGGAGUCUUUGGUUCUGCCGUCAGAAUCCAAUGGUGUCUUUUCCAUGUCAGCAGAGCCUGGAUGGAUCAAAUCCGCAAGAAAGUCAAGUUAGGAAGCGUCUCUGCCAACAAUGCUGCCCAUAAAAGCAUGAUAGCAGCUCUUAAGAGUUUGAUGUGGGAAAGUUCAGCGCAAAUGUUUACCCAGAAGCUGCUACAUUUCCAACAGGAGUUUUCAUCUGCCGCUUACAAACUACAAAUUUUUAACAAUAUGGAAACGAGCAACUAUAUUGAAAGUUGGUAUAACCAAUUGAAGACAAAUUAUUCACAAAGAAAGAGAAAUAGAAGACUGGAUCGCUUAAUCUUUAUCUUAGUUGAUGAUGUCCAUACCGAUUUUAUGCACAAUGCUGCAAAAAUGGCCGUCAACGUCGGACGUAUGAGCUCAGAGACUAGAGAGGCAAGAAAGAGAAUGAUUGCAGCAAAAUAG